Messenger RNA from Venustampulla echinocandica, 315 nucleotides. RefSeq lists its product as uncharacterized. NCBI's taxonomy places the organism in Eukaryota, Fungi, Ascomycota, Leotiomycetes, Helotiales, Pleuroascaceae. Bases 1 to 315 code for a protein of 104 amino acids. The transcript has a single exon. The record is from RefSeq and is a predicted model, not a curated record.
AUGCACUUGGUGGUGGUGGUGGUAGCUGGCCGUGGUGGUUUGCAAGUUGCAGUUCGAGGUUCCAAUCGCUGUCAAGCCCUGUUUCCCGCCGAGUCUGCUAUCGUCGACUUUAGCGAUGGAAGUAACCGCCUACCCAAGGUAGCUUUGGAAGUAGUUCGACGGUGGACGGUGAACGGUGCAGUGUUCUCCGACGUAGCCGAACGUUGGGCCAAAAAAGAAAACCCUUUCGCGGAUGCUCCAACUGCAAAACGCCCAGCCAAGAGGUUCGCUACCCUCUCGACGUCUGUUCGCCGCGUUAACGGUAAAUGGCAAUAG